AAAUUCGCCAUCGAAAUAGGAACUUGGGAAUUUUUGACAGCAGAAUCAAGGAGCAAAGAGGAGAGCAGAAAGCGGGCAUUUGUGGUCACGCUCUGAAGAAAAUCCAGGAAGCGGGGGAAGGAAACUCAUGCAAAGGCUCUUCCCAACGUCCCAACCGUUCCCAAAGUUCUUCGUUCACACAUAUCCAGGCGCUUCAGACUGAUUGACUGCACAGACUGCUAUAAACCAUAGACGAUAUCUUCCAAGAGGACAAAGCAUAUCAAGAGGAGAGGAAAACAAAAAACCAAAAACAACAAACGAUUGGAAAACGAGAAAAACAUAUCCUGCGUCAUAAAUCAUUGCCUGGCUUUGAUUAAUGUUGCGUAUACGCAAUGUUGUCGGCUCCCGAGUCGGACUCUAACUAAGUGAAAGCUCAAAUCGCUCAAAAAGAGAGAUAGAUAGCAACGGCUUCCAUUAGCACCUCCUGGGUCACACAGAACAUCAUCAUCAUCAGCAGCAGGAGAGGUUGAAACCACAAAUCCAGAAAGCAAAGAUGGCCUUCAUCUGGCGACGACGUUCCACGACGAUUGUGAAGCUGGUGGCCUUUCUCCUGGCCAUUUGGUUCUGCAUAGCCUUUCUGGUCUACACGGACGACACUCGGCGAAGGGCCUCCCAGGAGGGGGGUGGCGCUAGUGGGGCGGGCAGCGCCCAGGGAGGGGGCGGAGGACUUGGCGAUCCCAUUGCCCUGGCCCUGAGGAACGAGCCCGCCGGCGAGGACUUGGGCGUCAAUGGAAAUGUCAUCGGGGGCGGAGGAGGUGGCCAAAAGCAGGCGCAUGAUGAGGCCGAUAUCCCACCCACCGUGGGCAAACACAAGGUCGACCACCAGGCGGAAAGACUGCGCAAGAAAGCUGCGGAACAGCCCAAGAAGAAGCCACAAGACGACACUAAAAAAGUGAUUGAUCCUCCGAGCAACUUUGAGGAAAAUCCCGGCGAGUUGGGAAAAGCAGUGCGUCUGCCCAAGGAAAUGUCUGAGGAGAUGAAGAAGGCCGUGGAUGAUGGCUGGACCAAGAACGCCUUUAAUCAAUAUGUCUCCGAUCUGAUAUCCGUUCACCGAACCUUGCCCGAUCCCCGAGAUGCCUGGUGCAAGGAUGAGGCGCGCUAUUUGACCAACUUGCCCAAGACCGAUGUAAUCAUUUGCUUCCACAACGAAGCUUGGACUGUGCUGCUGAGAACAGUACACUCAGUUUUGGACAGAUCGCCGGAACAUCUAAUUGGCAAGAUUAUCCUGGUGGACGACUACAGCGAUAUGCCUCACUUGAAGAGGCAGCUGGAGGACUACUUUGCCGCCUAUCCCAAGGUCCAGAUUAUCAGAGGCCAAAAGCGAGAGGGUCUUAUCCGAGCACGAAUUUUGGGUGCCAACCACGCAAAGUCAGCGGUUCUCACCUAUUUGGACUCCCAUUGCGAGUGCACGGAAGGAUGGCUUGAGCCCCUUUUGGACCGCAUUGCCCGCAACGCCACCACUGUCGUAUGUCCAGUUAUUGAUGUCAUUAGUGAUGAGACUCUUGAGUACCAUUAUCGAGAUUCUAGUGGAGUUAACGUCGGGGGAUUCGAUUGGAAUCUGCAGUUCAGUUGGCACGGGGUUCCCGAACGUGAAAGGAAGCGGCAUAAUAACUCCGCCGAACCCGUCUACUCGCCCACAAUGGCCGGCGGACUCUUCUCCAUCGACAGGGAGUUCUUCGAACGACUGGGAACCUACGAUUCUGGAUUUGAUAUCUGGGGCGGCGAGAAUCUGGAGCUGUCCUUCAAGACCUGGAUGUGCGGUGGCACCCUGGAGAUCGUGCCCUGCUCCCACGUGGGCCACAUCUUCCGGAAACGUUCGCCGUACAAGUGGCGUUCGGGCGUGAAUGUGCUGAAGAAGAACUCCGUGCGGUUGGCCGAAGUUUGGAUGGAUGAGUACUCGCAGUACUAUUACCACCGCAUCGGCAACGACAAGGGCGACUGGGGCGAUGUCAGCGAUCGUAGGAAGCUCCGUAACGAUCUCAAGUGCAAAAGCUUCAAGUGGUAUCUGGACAACAUCUACCCCGAACUCUUCAUUCCCGGCGAUUCGGUUGCCCACGGAGAGAUAAGAAACCUAGGUUAUGGCGGUCGCACCUGCUUGGACGCACCGGCUGGCAAGAAGCACCAGAAGAAGGCCGUGGGCACUUAUCCCUGCCAUCGGCAGGGAGGAAACCAGUAUUGGAUGCUCAGCAAGGCGGGCGAAAUUCGACGCGACGACUCCUGUCUCGACUACGCCGGCAAGGAUGUGACGCUCUUCGGCUGCCACGGCGGCAAAGGAAAUCAGUUCUGGACCUUCCGCGAGAACACCAAGCAGCUGCACCACGGCACCUCCGGCAAGUGCCUGGCCAUCAGCGAGAGCAAGGACAAGCUGCUGAUGGAGGAGUGCAACCCGAGCCUCAGCCGCCAGCAGUGGACCCUCGAGAACUACGACAGCUCCAAGUUGUGAGGCUACUUCUAUGCGAGGGGCAACCUCCUGUUGCCCACUUCGCGGCGACACCAACAACCACAUGCAUAGCGGCAGGACCAGGAAAGGCGGCGGGGGCAGGACACGAAGUGGCGGCAGGAGUUGGAGUAGUUGGAUUCCCCCGAGGCAUGUGCAAUAUAGAGAGAGACGAGCGGAUUGUAGCAGCAGCAUUACUUGCCAUGCUAUAUAAAUAUUAUUUAAAUUUAUAUGUUUCCAAGCAACAGAAUAGACGUUACUUAGCCCUAAGUACCACACAUCCACAGGCUAGACAAACAGACACUGAAAAGGAACGACUGCUGUACAGUAGCUAUAAGUUGAUAAGUUUUCUAGACCUAAGUCGGAGCACUUAGGAUUAGGUUAAUGGAGCCAGCCAACCGAAGUCGUAGCGCAAUUUUUGCAUUUAAAUUUGUAAACACUUGGCACAAUUUACGGAAAGUGUGAACCUUGUCUCUGUGUACUUGACUACUUAUUCCCAAGGCCAACGGCAGGCGA
Drosophila takahashii is the source of this 2992-nucleotide messenger RNA. RefSeq names its product polypeptide N-acetylgalactosaminyltransferase 9 (gene Pgant9). Gene Ontology annotation, cellular component: Golgi apparatus. The record is from RefSeq and is a predicted model, not a curated record. NCBI's taxonomy places the organism in Eukaryota, Metazoa, Arthropoda, Insecta, Diptera, Drosophilidae. Gene Ontology annotation, biological process: protein O-linked glycosylation. Gene Ontology annotation, molecular function: polypeptide N-acetylgalactosaminyltransferase activity.